Messenger RNA from Cynara cardunculus var. scolymus (artichoke), 1284 nucleotides. Its product is annotated as phospholipase A(1) DAD1, chloroplastic-like. NCBI's taxonomy places the organism in Eukaryota, Viridiplantae, Streptophyta, Magnoliopsida, Asterales, Asteraceae. The record is from RefSeq and is a predicted model, not a curated record. Bases 1 to 1284 code for a protein of 427 amino acids. The transcript has a single exon. Gene Ontology annotation, biological process: lipid metabolic process. Gene Ontology annotation, molecular function: glycerophospholipase activity.
AUGGCUAAACCAUGCAACCUGCCAAGAUCCGCCACCCAUCUCACCGAGAUUCCAAACUGUACUUCCACCAGCAUGAACUAUAGACCCAGAUCACAAUUAAGUGUCAAGAGUUCUUGGAACAGCGAUUCAGGUCAAACCCGAGUCGCAAGUCGUGUGGCGAAGUUGGGUCAGAAAUGGCGAGAAUACCAAGGGAUCAAAAACUGGGAAGGGUUGCUUGACCCGUUAGACGACGGCCUCCGACACGAGAUUCUCCGAUAUGGGGAUUUCGUAGAAGCGGCCUACCGGAGCUUUGAGUUUGACACAUCGUCCGCGGAUUAUGCCACCUGUAAGUAUUCUAAAAACUCAAUGCUGGAAAGAUGUGGGUUGGGAGGAAGCGGAUAUAAGGUGACUAAGAAUUUACAUGCCACGUGUGGGGUUCAGUUGCCAGGUUGGAUUAACAGGGUGCCUUCGUGUACAUCUGUUAAUUCCACCUGGAUCGGCUACGUGGCGGUUUGCAACGAUGAGGAGGAGAUCGCACGGUUGGGCCGUCGGGAUGUGGUGAUCGCUUUCAGGGGCACUGCCACCUGUCUUGAGUGGAUUGAGAAUCUACGGGCCACGUUGACUUCUAUACCUAAUGACGUCGCACCUGAAAGCAAAAGAGCGAUGGUACAGAAAGGGUUUCUUAGUAUGUAUACGUCAGCAACCACCACGUGUCCGAGCUUACGGGAUAUGGUGAGGGAGGAGAUAUCGAGUGUCAUCGACAAGUACGGCGACGAGCCACUUAGUGUCACCAUCACCGGCCACAGCCUCGGCGCCGCCCUAGCCACCCUCACGGCCUACGACAUAACCUCCACAUUCGAACGCUCUCCGAUGGUGACCGUUGUUUCAUUCGGCGGCCCACGCGUCGGAAACCGCAACUUCAGAUCACAGCUCGAAAACAGCGGCACCCGAAUCCUAAGAAUUGUGAACUCCACUGACGUGAUCACAAAAGUCCCUGGAUUCUUGGCCGACGAUAGCAAUGACAUGACAAAUAGAGGAAUUCCGGUGGCAGGAUUGCCGGAAUGGCUACAAAAGCGAGUCGCCGAAUCCCAGUGGUUCAGAUACGCAGACAUCGGAAAAGAGCUCCGAUUGAGCAGCGACGCAUCACCAUACCUCACUAAAAGCGAUUUUGCUACGUGUCAUGACCUUAAGACAUAUCUCCAUUUAGUGGAUGGUUUCGUCAGCUCUACCUGUCCAUUUCGGACCAAAGCAAAGAGACUCUUGGCCGGAACUAAACACGAGAAGCAGCAAAUUUUUGUUAGAUGA